Molecule: messenger RNA, 1384 nt
Organism: Oncorhynchus tshawytscha (Chinook salmon)
Lineage: Eukaryota; Metazoa; Chordata; Actinopteri; Salmoniformes; Salmonidae
Product: 4-galactosyl-N-acetylglucosaminide 3-alpha-L-fucosyltransferase 9
Exons: 2
Coding region: 225-1337 (370 amino acids)
Cellular component (GO): membrane
Molecular function (GO): alpha-(1->3)-fucosyltransferase activity
Source: RefSeq, a predicted model, not a curated record
ACUCCUGAAAUUUUCCACUGAAGCGUAUCGAGGAUGUUUUCUGCCGCUGUCGGAUAUCUCACUGUUUCACGUUUAUAUACUUGAACAGAUGAGUAUGUGACUGAGAAACGAAUCACACAGUUCAACAUUUCUGACUGGGUGUGUGUAGGAAUUACAAAACCGAUCACAGAGCAGAUCACCGAACAUCUCUGAACAAGCUGUAACAAGAAUAACCUGUUGUCUGAAUGCCCAUAAUGAUUUCUGGAGUUGUACGCGUUGCCCUGUUCUCGAUCCUUGGUGUAGGAGGAUUUCUGACGCUGUUUGUAAUGUACUAUCAAUCAGCUCCAUCUCAGAUCUGCCCUCCCCAGCCUGCUUUGCCACAUCAUUACUCAAAGCCACCUGAGAACAGCUCCUUGUCUAAGAAGCAGCCAGAGCCAGACAAGCCCAUCAUUCUGUUGUGGUUCUGGCCUGAAAACCGCAGGUUUGAUUUUAGCGAUUGCACCACUUUCUUCAACAUUGAUGGCUGCCAACUGACAGAUGACCGGUCUCUGUACAACAAGGCAGACGGGGUGCUCAUCUUUCACAAAUCCAUCAAACAUGAUUUAUCCAACUUGCCUCCAUCACCUCGACCACCAUUCCAGAAGUGGAUCUGGUAUCAUGUGGAAUCACCUACAAACACAAUUAGGAUACCUGGUCUAGAGAAACUUUUCAACUUGACCUUGAGUUAUAGGGAAGAUGCAGACAUCCCUGUACGUUGGCGCUUAACUGCAAGGAAAGGUCAGGGUGAGGACUUUGUGCUGCCCAAGAAGGAUAAAUUAGUUUGCUGGAUUGUGAGUAACAAUAACCCUGCAACUGGAACAGCCGUAAGGGAUAACUAUUACAGAGAACUUGUCAAACAUAUUAAGGUGGAUGUCUAUGGAAAAGCCUUUGCAAGAUUCUUGAGAUAUGAGGACUACUACUCAACACUCUCCAGCUGUAAGUUCUACCUCUCCUUUGAGAACUCAGUCCACAGAGACUACAUCACUGAGAAGCUUAACGGACCACUUGCAGCAGGAACUGUGCCAGUAGUAUUGGGCCCACCGAGACAGAACUAUGAGGACUUUGUCCCGGGAGAUUCCUUCAUCCAUGUUAAUGAUUUUCCCAAUGCAAAAGCCCUGGCUGAAUUCCUCCUGAAGUUGGACAAGGAUGAUGAGGCAUAUCUGCGCUACUUUCAGUGGCGUAGAAACUUAUUUGCUCAGCAACAUCUAAUUCAACUGAGUCAAGAGUUCAUCCAAUCUAUUUGUUAUGCCUGUGACCAUAUAGGCAAACAUAAGGAGUACAGGGUUGUUCCUGAUCUUUACAAAUGGUUCUUGGUUUAAUUAGUCUCUUCUGAUUAGCUAUUACCAUCACUGGUGUACCCCCAAAC